AUGCCUUUGGCUGAGGUCGAGGUGCCGGUGGCUGAGGAUCAGAUAGGUCAGGAGCGAGUGGUUCAGGAUACACACACCACCAUCAGUGCAUCUACGAAGCCAUCGGUACACACUAAUGGACUUUGUUGGAUGCUCGUUGCGAUGCUGGAGGCCUCCUUAUUAUCAGCUUUUGUUGAGAGGUGGUUCCUGGAGACAUCAUCCUUCCAUCUUCUAUUUGGGGAGAUGACAGUGACUUUAUAUGAUGUGGAUGUUCUCUUUCACAUUCCGAUUGCUAGUACGUUUUCCACACCGGUUUAUAAGGACCAGGCGACGACGGUUCGCAUUGUUAUGGAUGCGUUGGAGGUUGAUGAGGUGGAGGUGUUGAGUGAGUUUGGCGAGACUCGAGGCUUUCACCUUAGGAUGUCUUGGUUGAUGAGGAUUUAUCAGGAUCUUGUGCAUGCAGAGAGGUACCAGGUUGCCGCUAUAGCGUACAUGUUACAUCUAGUGGCAUGUACUCUCUUUGCAGAUAAGUCUGGAGUUUAUAUAGGUCUUCAUUAUCUUUCUCUAUUCAGCGCCUUUGACACCCCAUGUUGGGCUUGGGGAGUGGCGGCAUUGACGAUGUUGUACACGACGCUUGAUAUUGCAUCUCGUCCUGACACCAGACAGCUUGCUGGUUACCUAAGCUUGUUACAGUGUUGGAUCCCUCACAUCUGUGAGCGGAAGAUCCAGCAUGUUGUGGCUGCUGACCCUUAUGCGAAGAGGUGGAAGGCCAAACAGGCCAUUCCAGGAGGGUUGAUUGAGUAUAGGCGGAGUCUCGAUGCUCUGACCCUAGAUGAUGUCAUCUGGAUAUUGUAUACAGGUCACCGCCCUCCUCGUCCUUUUGAUGGCAUCCCACGUCCGGUUCCGGAGGCUUCAGUUAGUGGUAUUGAUCGAUGGUUUCAAAGUCACAUCAUCAGUUCCCCCCGUGAGAUCAUUGAAACAGCUGUUGCAGUUCAAGAGCCUGGGCAAUGCGGGGAUGGAUACCUGGAGUGGUUCCACGGUGUGUCACACCCUAGGUUCAUACCACCUGCCGCAACAUCUGAUGUUCUAGGGCCUUAA
Molecule: messenger RNA, 1077 nt
Organism: Vicia villosa (hairy vetch)
Lineage: Eukaryota; Viridiplantae; Streptophyta; Magnoliopsida; Fabales; Fabaceae
Product: protein MAIN-LIKE 2-like
Exons: 3
Coding region: 1-1077 (358 amino acids)
Biological process (GO): meristem maintenance; meristem development
Source: RefSeq, a predicted model, not a curated record